Messenger RNA from Ostertagia ostertagi, 1932 nucleotides. The record is from the annotation of a GenBank genome assembly. Lineage: Eukaryota; Metazoa; Nematoda; Chromadorea; Rhabditida; Trichostrongylidae.
AUGGAUAAAGCAAAGUACUACUAUAUCAGGGAGCGACUAUAUUAUAUGGAAGUUGAUUACAAGAAGGUCACAUGUCCAACUACGCUCGUCACGGUGCUGACGGAGGAUCUCCAUCUCGAUCUCGUAACAGUCGGCGCCGGGACUUAUCAGCAGGCCAUUCUUCCUGCUCCUGCGCUAUAUGACCGCUGGGAUCGUUUUCUUCACGCUUUACUUUUCCUGGAUCUCGUUUAUUGUGCGACUAAACACUGCCAUCCCACUUUCAACGAAAUAUCCGGCUUAGCAUUCGCUACCAACGACGAUACACAAUAUGUGGAACUUUCAUUGAGUGAGGGGUGCAAAAACCCCAAAGAAGCCAAGCACUUCAAUCUCAAUGUGUACGGCAUGCUUGUUCUUGAAACCAAGCCCCUCCUGAGCACUUAUCCUGACCACUUCACCGUGACGACCUUUGCGGACUUCAACAAUUGGCGCUGGCCACGACGACGCGGAGGAGGAUUGAAGGACCUAUUCGUCGUCGGCAGCUCGAAAGGACGAAAACCGGCACCGCGAAUUCACGAAUGCUUUGCAUCAAGAGAGGUCCUCCGCCGCCGCAGACUUGGAAUCGACGGCAUCUGCGACGCUAGCUGCAUAUACCAUAGCGAAGGAGGGAUUGGCACUCCAAAAGCAGCUGCCUUGCUGCUCAUGCAAUUGCGAGCUGGAGCAGUGCCGACUUCUGCCCACUACAGUUCCAGAUCAGCACGAGAUAUGGUGGCAACAUUUGCACGUCACAUGAAAUACGACAUGCUCAAGUAUGUGAUAGACUCAAAGCUGCCAUUCUCACUACUUGUGGAUGGGACAUCGCAUGAUGGAGAAAAAUGGAUUGUGUACCUUGUUCGAACGAAUAUCUCCUCCUGGGCACAGGCUCCAGGUUUGAGCGACGAACCCUAUGCUUACGCAAUGAAACGAAUGAUAGCGUUAUCAUCUGAUGGAGCCUCGAAUACUCAAAGCCAGCAAUAUCACAAAGUGGAUACUCAGUUCCUGAAAAGCUAUCACACUUUGCCCCAGGACCAUGUGGAGUUGCUCGGUUACGAUCCUACUAAGUUUCCUGACUACCGCAGAAAUAAAGCAUCCCAUUCGGCAACAGAUGAGAUACAAGAAACAAGACCACUGACAAAGGUGCAGAUGUUCCGUCCCAUCAAAAGCUUUGAAUCACUGGCUUCACAAAUUCAGGAUGAAAGCGGUUCCGCAAAACGAACAGAGAGCAUCUUUGAUGCCUCCAUGCUUGAAGCUGUUGCACUCGAAACUAACAAUCCAAUUUAUACUACUGAGUGGAACAGGGUUUCUAAGGAAGAUCAGCAUUGGCUCUCAAGCAGAGUGAAAGAUUUCGUUGUUUUCGGUCACAGUGAAGAUCCAAGCAAGAUGCUGCCCGUGGAGAGACUUUCGGCUUUGCUUCCCAAUUCUCACGCACUCCACGUGCUUCCCGUCAACGCGCUCGAUCAGCGGACUUCUGUCUCUUACUGCAACCCCACUUGGGCCCUUACAGCUCCUUCCCCUGCGCUACCGAACUACUGUGACGGCGAGAAUUUUCGAAGUAGAUUACCGCAUAUUGAGUCACCUUCCACGACACCUCAGCCGAACGCGGUGGAUGAUGACACGAGUGUGACUUUGUGUGAAGAGCCACCCGAUGACUGGUAUUUUGAACAACCGAUGGAGUCCGUUGGCCGGAGUGACACGGAAGGGACGGAAAGUGCUCGCUGCUGUCCCCACGUUCUUGAACUGAAAAAUACAAUAACUGCUUUAACUGAUAGACUACUUGUUGUGGAAAGUGAGCUACGCUUAGCAAGAGAAGCGCUGAGGAGAGAGAGCAUGUCCGUUCAGGAAGCACGCCAACUGGCCACUGAAGAAACUCAAAGAAUGUACGGCAUGUACAGAUCUGAAAGAGACAAGAAAGCAUGA